UCGUCUCCAGAGAAUGACUACUUUUAAUCCCAAUUCAUUCAUUCGUUCACCUAAGCUUUCAUCAUCUCCGUCAACAUAGCGAAUGGCAGAUGUAUGGGAAUGGGUGCUUGUGUUCUUCACGCUCCUCGCUAUUACCAUUUUGGUUGUUUUCCAGCUUACAUGCUUGGCUGAUCUAGAAUGCGACUAUAUCAAUCCUUAUGACUCUGCCUCUAGGAUAAAUAAAGUUGUUCUUCCGGAGUACAUUGUGCAAGGAGUUUUAUGCUUACUCUAUCUUGGAACAGGGCAUUGGAUUAUGGCACUUCUCUGUGGUCCUUAUUUAUACCACAAUGUGCAAUUGUACCUGCAGAGACAACACCUCAUAGAUGUAACCGAGAUUUUUAAUCAGCUGAAUCGGGAGAAGAAUCAGAGGCUUUGGAAACUUGGGUAUCUCGUCAUUCUUGUCUUCAUCUCCUUAGUCAUGUUGAUAUUUAGCACUUUGGAAUACGAUGAGCACUCGUUAUAGUUCCCUUCAUAGUGUAUGAGGUUUUGUGAUUCAGAGGUAAAUGAUUGUGAGAUGGUGUCAAAGGAAAUUCUCAGUUCUGUUGUUUUUCUUCUUCUUCUUUUUUUUUUUUUUUUUUUUUUUUAGAAUAGUUCUGUUGUUUUCCUGUUGUCUGAUGGAUAUACCUGUCAUACUGGGGAAGAGUUGUUCUGUUUCUUCUUAGUCAAUUUUUGUCACACUUUUAAUGAUAGCAUUUUUUGUUUUCA
Molecule: messenger RNA, 744 nt
Organism: Ipomoea nil (Japanese morning glory)
Lineage: Eukaryota; Viridiplantae; Streptophyta; Magnoliopsida; Solanales; Convolvulaceae
Product: protein cornichon homolog 4-like
Exons: 4
Coding region: 83-502 (139 amino acids)
Biological process (GO): vesicle-mediated transport
Source: RefSeq, a predicted model, not a curated record